Messenger RNA from Spodoptera frugiperda (fall armyworm), 1541 nucleotides. RefSeq names its product myb/SANT-like DNA-binding domain-containing protein 4. Gene Ontology annotation, cellular component: nucleus. NCBI's taxonomy places the organism in Eukaryota, Metazoa, Arthropoda, Insecta, Lepidoptera, Noctuidae. The coding region runs from base 297 to 1232 and encodes 311 amino acids. The record is from RefSeq and is a predicted model, not a curated record. The transcript is spliced from 6 exons.
AGGGGGCCUAGACAAAAUCCAAGCGUUUUCCGCACAAUCGUUUUCCGUUCACGCUAAGGACUUUGCGUUAGCGUGUCGAAAAUGGUAGACAAGUUACAAAUGGAACGCGAAACGCUCAUUCCGCAGCGUUAACCGAAACACUCUAUAAUUAGGCUAUGGAAUAGCGUUUGUAAAUGUUACAGCGACAUUAUUGCGCUGUCAAUGUCAAACACAACAUACGCGGGAUAACAAAAUUAUUCAAAAGUUUUGUGUGUUGGAACUUGGAAGUGAUUGAAGAGUAAAUUAUUACAAAGAAAAUGGAAUCUAGACUUCGUGCGAGUCCCGAGCAAUUUAGUUUACUAAUAGAAUUUAUGGAAAGCCAUGGUGAUCUUUCAAGGCCUCAAAUGGGACUUCAAGGAAAGGUUCGGAGUGAAGGUUUGUGGCAGGAAUUGGCAGAAAUUUUAAAUGCAGUGGGUGGUGGUAUUAACAAAACAGCUGACAAAUGGAAAAGGGUAUGGUCUGACUGGAAGACCAAAACAAAAAAGAAGGCCUCUGUUAUAAAUCGGGACAUCCAUGGUACUGGUGGUGGGCCCAGUAGGGGAAAACCAUUGAGUCGUCUUGAGGAAAGGGUGUUAAGAAUAAUUGGGGUCAGCUCAAUUACUGGUAAUCAAGCUGUACAAGAAGCAGGCUUUCAAGAAGAACCUCAAGUAAGACAUGCAGCUGAUACAACAGACACGGUACCAUCACUAGUGGAUGAGACAGAGUUCACUGUAAUAGAAAUAGCUCCAGAAAGUACAUCCACAUCAGUGCCUGUGCCGGAUAUUACUGUUCCACCUAAUCGUCCUGACAGUCCUGUGCCAGGCCCUUCAAAUUGUAGAACUGUACAAAGAGAAAGAUCGCCUAUAUCCCCCGGCGCUUCUACUCCGCGUCGUCACCGUGUCAGACAGCGAAGACUCCGCCAAACACCGUUCGACCGAGCCACUAGCGAGUUUGUUGCAAUAGAGAAGAACCGGUUGCGUUUGGAACAGGAGAGGGAAACUCGCCAACACAAUUUGGACAUGGAGCGAUUAAAAAUAGAAGCAGAGCGGGUGAAAAUGGAGGCAGAUCGCGUCCGGGUCGAGGCAGAUCGCGUCCGGGUCGAAGAAGCCCGCUUGGCCAUAGAGGCAGACCUACUAGCCUCAAAUCAAACACUAAGUUCUCAAAUCACAAGUCUAAUUUCCUUAUUGGAGACUCGUGAUUUGAGACCAAGUUAGUUAUUAUACAAAAAAAAGAUGUUCUAACUAGUAUUAAUACUUACUGUGAUUUUAGUUUUUUUUUGCACUGUGAUAAUUUUUUAGAUUUAAGUUAUUAUGAUUUUGCAUGUAGUUAGUUAAUACACAAAAAAAGAUGAUUUAUCUAGUAUUCAAUACUUACUGUGAUUUUAGUUUUUUUUUACACUGUUAUAAUUUUUUAGAUUUAAGUUAUUAUGAUUUUGCAUGUAUGUAGUUGGUAAAUAUACAAAAAGGUAAUUUAAACUACUAAAAAACCCGACUGUUUUUAUUUAUUAUUUUAUCUUCUAGAAU